Molecule: messenger RNA, 2646 nt
Organism: Equus quagga
Lineage: Eukaryota; Metazoa; Chordata; Mammalia; Perissodactyla; Equidae
Gene: CHMP1B
Product: charged multivesicular body protein 1B
Exons: 8
Coding region: 119-718 (199 amino acids)
Biological process (GO): late endosome to vacuole transport; protein transport; endosome transport via multivesicular body sorting pathway
Cellular component (GO): multivesicular body; ESCRT III complex
Source: RefSeq, a predicted model, not a curated record
UGCACACCUAGGAGCCGGGCGGGCUGCGGCUCCAGACUAGGGCGGUGCUCUGAGCACCUUCCCAGGAAAGCCGUGCUGCCACUUCUGGCUGGUGCCUCCCGAGAAAAGUCGUGGGACCAUGUCGAAUAUGGAGAAACACCUCUUUAACUUGAAAUUUGCUGCAAAAGAACUUAAUAGGAAUGCCAAGAAAUGCGAUAAAGAAGAAAAGGCUGAAAAGGCCAAGAUUAAAAAAGCCAUCCAGAAAGGCAACACAGAAGUUGCAAGAAUACAUGCUGAGAAUGCAAUCCGCCAGAAGAACCAAGCAAUUAAUUUUUUGAGAAUGAGUGCUAGGGUUGAUGCUGUGGCAGCCAGAGUUCAAACUGCAGUAACAAUGGGCAAGGUAACCAAGUCCAUGGCAGGUGUAGUUAAGUCUAUGGAUGCUACAUUGAGGAGUAUGAACCUUGAAAAGAUUUCUGCUCUGAUGGACAAAUUUGAACACCAAUUUGAAACACUGGAUGUUCAAACACAACAGAUGGAAGACACAAUGAGUAGCACUACAACCCUAACAACACCACAAAACCAAGUGGAUAUGCUGCUUCAAGAAAUGGCAGAUGAAGCUGGCCUUGAUCUCAAUAUGGAACUACCACAGGGUCAGACAGGUUCUGUUGGCACAAGUGUUGCUUCCACGGAACAGGAUGAAUUGUCACAGAGACUUGCUCGUCUGCGUGAUCAAGUGUAAUUUAAAGAACUGGUGUUUUUGUUGACUUUACUUGCUUCUGAAAUAUUUUGUGUGUAUAUGUAGAUAAAUUGCACUCCACUUACACUAAGAUCUCCUUACACUACAGAAUGCUUAAGCACUAUUUGUAUAUAAUACUUUCUUUUGCCUUGCUGUACUUUCCAAUACUUUAAGAAAUUCCAGAAAGUUUCCAUCUUGACAGAUUUUACAGUUUUGUAUAUUAUGUUGAAAAGUAUGAGGGACUUUUCUUUGUAGAUGUCUUUGACCAACCUAGUGUUAGCUUGUUGUAUAGGAAACCUCAUUCUCAAAAAUUACAUCAAAAAUCUAGCACCAAAGUACUACAGAAAAAAGUACUUUAUAUAGAAUAAAAUAUAGAAUAAAGGUUUUGGUUUCUUUUUAAUUCAAAGUAGUUUUAAAUCUUUGCCUGCAUACACAUGUGAUGCAUCAAAAUAAAAGAAGGGAAAACAUGUUUACUUAAUAUGUUUACAUAACCACAACACCUCAUUUAGCAUCAUACGUUGGGCAGUGCUGUUUUUUGUGUUUUAUGUUUGUGUUUGUUUUUGCUAUUCAAGCAGAAAUGGCGUUGACUUUUGAUCUGUGUUCAUUGGCUUUUAAAUUUAGAUUAUUAUUGGAAUUUUUACCCAGGGAUCUAAUGACUAUUAUUUGAAUUCCUUAAAUUAAAAAAAAAUUAUUUAUAAUUUUCCUAUAUAACUAAUAAAAAUCUGCAGCUUUAAAGAAAUUAAGGUUUUCUCCUUUUUUACAUUUUAUUUUUGCUAAAUAUCACUGUUGGUAAGACUCUCAAAGAAAUUUAAUCUUUCAUACUUUCACAUGAAAUUGAAACACAUUUUUAAUGGUUCUCCUAUUUCUACUCAACCCUUGUUAGGCUGUGUUUUAAAAGGAGGUUAAUUUUCAUGGCCUUAAUGUCAUUCACAUUUUCCAUAAGAUUGUUGAUUGGUUUACGAGAAUCUUGGCCUGUUUUUAAACCAACAAAAAAUAACAACAAAGAAAACAAAAUUGAAGCAAUUCAAAUUACAACUACUAUAAGUCCUGGUUAAAUGUGUUCAUUCUUUUAUCUUAAAAAACAACAACUCUUUAAUGACUGGAAGAAAUGAAGUGGAAAUGAAUAAGUUAGAAUAAAAUUUUUUACCGAGCCAUGUGAAUAACUUCCAGCUCAAUGGAAGUUGGGAGCACAACAUAGCGGGUAGAGGGAAAGAAAAGUCAAAAGGUUGUAAAGACUAGACUCUGGAAGGACAGAAUCUGUGGGGAGAAGCAUUUGAUGACUAACUGUAUUACUUGCCAUCUCCCCAGGAAUAUCUAUAUUUUACCCAAUUAAAAUGAACAAAUUAACAUGUUCCUGCAAUUUUCUGAUACAGUGGUCUCAAAUGUAGAGAAGUGACCAAGUUAUAUUUUAGCAAGUAUACUACUAAUCCAGGUUAAAGUAGGUAAGGUGUUUUUCCUUACUACAUGAUUGAGCCAUGAAAUAAUUCCAAUAUUUCAUAAAGUUCUAUUGAAGAGUACAUCUGUUCAGAAAAUCUUUUCAUUGUAAGUCAUGAAGGCAAUCAAAGUGAAAUUAUGGAGAUACUUUUUUUUGCUAAAUAUUCACCAUUCAUAUAUGAUGUUUCCUACUGUAAAUGAGAGUGUGUAUAAAUGAAGAUUAUUUUCACUGGUUAAUGAAAUGAGAAAUUAUUCUUUUGCUAAGUUUGAGUUAAACCUAUGUAACUUUCUUGGUACUUGACUAUAUGGUGUGACCUCAAUGUGGUAAUCUUCCAUUUUGUUUAUAAUUGAUGCUUUAUCCUUUCUACUUAAGCAUCCUGGGGAGCCAUAGAAGAAAUUAUUACAGACUAAAAUAUCUAUGAAAUAGAGAUUUCUUAUUUCCCAUUGGUGAUAAUUGUAGCUUUUGUUCUUGUGAAUAAAAAUUGUUAAAUUGUGAA